This is a messenger RNA of Closterium sp. Naga37s-1, 6807 nucleotides long. The record is from the annotation of a GenBank genome assembly. NCBI's taxonomy places the organism in Eukaryota, Viridiplantae, Streptophyta, Zygnematophyceae, Desmidiales, Closteriaceae.
AUGCAUCUCCUUCACAGCUGCUUCAUCUCCCCCUCCAGUGCAGCACCACUCCCCCUCCAGUGUAGCACCACUCCCCCUCCAGUGCAGCACCACUCCCCCUCCAGUGCAGCACCACUCCCCCUCCACUGCAGCACCACUCCCCCUCCACUGCUGCUGCCACUGCUGGUCUUGCUGGUGUCGAUUUCACAGCCGUGCCUGUGUGCCUUCUCCGCGCCUUGCCUUCUCCACUCCAUGCCUUCUCUCCUCUGUGCCUUCUCCCCUCCAUGCCUUCUCCCCUCCAUGCCUUCUCCCCUCCAUGCCUUCUCCCCUCCAUGCCUUCUCCCCUCCAUGCCUUCUCCCCUCCAUGCCUUCUCUCCUCCAUGCCUUCUCCCCUCCAUGCCUUCUCCCCUCCAUGCCUUCUCCCCUCCAUGCCUUCUCCCCUCCAUGCCUUCUCUCCUCUGUGCCUUCUCCCCUCCAUGCCUUCUUCCCUCCAUGCCUUCUCCCCUCCAUGCCUUCUCCCCUCCAUGCCUUCUCCCCUCCAUGCCUUCUCCCCUCCAUGCCUUCUCCCCUCCAUGCCUUCUCCCCUCCAUGCCUUCUCCCCUCCAUGCCUUCUCCCCUCCAUGCCUUCUCCCCUCCAUGCCUUCUCCCCUCCAUGCCUUCUCCCCUCCAUGCCUUCUCCCCUCCAUGCCUUCUCCCCUCCAUGCCUUCUCCCCUCCAUGCCUUCUCCCCUCCAUGCCUUCUCCCCUCCAUGCCUUCUCCCCUCCAUGCCUUCUCCCCUCCAUGCCUUCUCCCCUCCAUGCCUUCUCCCCUCCAUGCCUUCUCCCCUCCAUGCCUUCUCCCCUCCAUGCCUUCUCCACUCCAUGCCUUCUCCCCUCCAUGCCUUCUCCCCUCCAUGCCUUCUCCCCUCCAUGCCUUCUCCCCUCCAUGCCUUCUCCCCUCCAUGCCUUCUCCCCUCCAUGCCUUCUCCCCUCCAUGCCUUCUCCCCUCCAUGCCUUCUCCCCUCCAUGCCUUCUCCCCUCCAUGCCUUCUCCCCUCCAUGCCUUCUCCCCUCCAUGCCUUCUCCCCUCCAUGCCUUCUCCCCUCCAUGCCUUCUCCCCUCCAUGCCUUCUCCCCUCCAUGCCUUCUCCCCUCCAUGCCUUCUCCCCUCCAUGCCUUCUCCCCUCCAUGCCUUCUCCCCUCCAUGCCUUCUCCCCUCCCUGCCUUCUCCCCUCCAUGCCUUCUCCCCUCCAUGCCUUCUCCCCUCCAUGCCUUCUCCCCUCCAUGCCUUCUCCCCUCCAUGCCUUCUCCCCUCCAUGCCUUCUCCCCUCCAUGCCUUCUCCCCUCCAUGCCUUCUCCCCUCCAUGCCUUCUCCCCUCCAUGCCUUCUCCCCUCCAUGCCUUCUCCCCUCCAUGCCUUCUCCCCUCCAUGCCUUCUCCCCUCCAUGCCUUCUCCCCUCCAUGCCUUCUCCCCUCCCUGCCUUCUCCCCUCCAUGCCUUCUCCCCUCCAUGCCUUCUCCCCUCCAUGCCUUCUCCCCUCCAUGCCUUCUCCCCUCCAUGCCUUCUCCCCUCCAUGCCUUCUCCCCUCCAUGCCUUCUCCCCUCCAUGCCUUCUCCCCUCCAUGCCUUCUCCCCUCCAUGCCUUCUCCCCUCCAUGCCUUCUCCCCUCCAUGCCUUCUCCCCUCCAUGCCUUCUCCCCUCCCUGCCUUCUCCCCUCCAUGCCUUCUCCCCUCCAUGCCUUCUCCCCUCCAUGCCUUCUCCCCUCCAUGCCUUCUCCCCUCCAUGCCUUCUCCCCUCCAUGCCUUCUCCCCUCCAUGCCUUCUCCCCUCCAUGCCUUCUCCCCUCCAUGCCUUCUCCCCUCCAUGCCUUCUCCCCUCCAUGCCUUCUCCCCUCCAUGCCUUCUCCCCUCCAUGCCUUCUCCCCUCCAUGCCUUCUCCCCUCCAUGCCUUCUCCCCUCCAUGCCUUCUCCCCUCCAUGCCUUCUCCCCUCCAUGCCUUCUCCCCUCCAUGCCUUCUCCCCUCCAUGCCUUCUCCCCUCCAUGCCUUCUCCCCUCCAUGCCUUCUCCCCUCCAUGCCUUCUCCCCUCCAUGCCUUCUCCCCUCCAUGCCUUCUCCCCUCCAUGCCUUCUCCCCUCCAUGCCUUCUCCCCUCCAUGCCUUCUCCCCUCCAUGCCUUCUCCCCUCCAUGCCUUCUCCCCUCCAUGCCUUCUCCCCUCCAUGCCUUCUCCCCUCCAUGCCUUCUCCACUCCAUGCCUUCUCCCCUCCAUGCCUUCUCCCCUCCAUGCCUUCUCCCCUCCCUGCCUUCUCCCCUCCAUGCCUUCUCCCCUCCAUGCCUUCUCCCCUCCAUGCCUUCUCCCCUCCAUGCCUUCUCCCCUCCAUGCCUUCUCCCCUCCAUGCCUUCUCCCCUCCAUGCCUUCUCCCCUCCAUGCCUUCUCCCCUCCAUGCCAUUCUCCCCUCCAUGCCUUCUCCCCUCCAUGCCUUCUCCCCUCCAUGCCUUCUCCCCUCCAUGCCUUCUCCCCUCCAUGCCUUCUCCCCUCCAUGCCUUCUCCCCUCCAUGCCUUCUCCCUCCAUGCCUUCUCCCCUCCAUGCCUUCUCCCCUCCAUGCCUUCUCCCCUCCAUGCCUUCUUCCCCUCCAUGCCUUCUCCCCUCCAUGCCUUCUCCCCUCCAUGCCUUCUCCCCUCCAUGCCUUCUCCCCUCCAUGCCUUCUCCCCUCCAUGCCUUCUCCCCUCCAUGCCUUCUCCCCUCCAUGCCUUCUCCCCUCCAUGCCUUCUCCCCUCCAUGCCUUCUCCCCUCCAUGCCUUCUCCCCUCCAUGCCUUCUCCCCUCCAUGCCUUCUCCCCUCCAUGCCUUCUCCCUCCAUGCCUUCUCCCCUCCAUGCCUUCUCCCCUCCAUGCCUUCUCCCCUCCCUGCCUUCUCCCCUCCAUGCCUUCUCCCCUCCAUGCCUUCUCCCCUCCAUGCCUUCUCCCCUCCAUGCCUUCUCCCCUCCAUGCCUUCUCCCCUCCAUGCCUUCUCCCCUCCAUGCCUUCUCCCCUCCAUGCCUUCUCCCCUCCAUGCCUUCUCCCCUCCAUGCCUUCUCCCCUCCAUGCCUUCUCCCCUCCUGCCUUCUCCCCUCCAUGCCUUCUCCCCUCCAUGCCUUCUCCCCUCCAUGCCUUCUCCCCUCCAUGCCUUCUCCCCUCCAUGCCUUCUCCCCUCCCUGCCUUCUCCCCUCCAUGCCUUCUCCCCUCCAUGCCUUCUCCCCUCCAUGCCUUCUCCCCUCCAUGCCUUCUCCCCUCCCUGCCUUCUCCCCUCCAUGCCUUCUCCCCUCCAUGCCUUCUCCCCUCCAUGCCUUCUCCCCUCCAUGCCUUCUCCCCUCCAUGCCUUCUCCCCUCCAUGCCUUCUCCCCUCCAUGCCUUCUCCCCUCCAUGCCGUCUCCCCUCCAUGCCUUCUCCCCUCCCUGCCUUCUCCCCUCCAUGGCCUUCUCCCCUCCAUGCCUUCUCCCCUCCAUGCCUUCUCCCCUCCAUGCCUUCUCCCCUCCAUGCCUUCUCCCCUCCAUGCCUUCUCCCCUCACAUGCCUUCUCCCCUCCAUGCCUUCUCCCCUCCAUGCCUUCUCCUCCAUGCCUUCUCCCCUCCAUGCCUUCUCCCCUCCAUGGCUUCUCCCCUCCAUGCCUCUUCUCCCCUCCCAUGCCUUCUCCCCUCCAUGCCUUCUCCCCUCCAUGCCUUCUCCCCUCCAUGCCUUCUCCCCUCCAUGCCUUCUCCCCUCCAUGCCUUCUCCCCUCCAUGCCUUCUCCCCUCCAUGCCUUCUCCCCUCCAAUGCCUUCUCCCCUCCAUGCCUUCUCCCCUCCAUGCCUUCUCCCCUCCAUGCCUUCUCCCCUCCAUGCCUUCUCCCCUCCAUGCCUUCUCACCUCCAUGCUUCUCCCCUCCAUGCCUUCUCCCCUCCAUGCCUUCUCCCCUCCAUGCCUUCUCCCAUGCCUCUCCCUCCAUGCCUUCUCCAGCCUCCCCUCCAUGCCUUCUCCCCUCCAUGCCUUCUCCCCUCCAUGCCUUCUCCCCUCCAUGCCUUCUCCCCUCCAUGCCUUCUCCCCUCCCAUGCCUUCUCCCCUCCAUGCCUUCUCCCCUCCCUGCCUUCUCCCCUCCAUGCCUUCUCCCCUCGCAUGCCUUCUCCCCUCCAGUGCCUUCUCCCUCCAUGCCUUCUCCCCUCCAUGCCUUCUCCCUCUGCCUUCUCCCCUCCAUGCCUUCUCCCCUCCAUGCCUUCGCCCUCCAUGCCUUCUCCCCUCCAUGCCUUCUCCCCUCCAUGCCUUCUCCCCUCCAUGCCUUCUCCCCUCCAUGCCUUCUCCCCUCCAUGCCUUCUCCCCUCCAUGCUUCUCCCCUCCAUGCCUUCUCCCCUCCAUGCCUUCUCCCCUCCAUGCCUUCUCCCCUCCAUGCCUUCUCCCUCCAUGCCUUCUCCCCUCCAUGCCUUCCUCCCCUCCAUGCCUUCUCCCCUCCAUGCCUUCCUCCCCUCCAUGCCUUCUCCCCUCCCUGCCUUCUCCCCUCCAUGCCUUCCUCCCCUCCAUGCCUUCUCCCUCCCAUGCCUUCUCCCCUCCAUGCCUUCUCCCCUCCAUGCCUUCUCCCCUCCAUGCCUUCUCCCCUCCAUGCCUUCUCCCCUCCAUGCCUUCUCCCCUCCAUGCCUUCUCCCCUCAUGCCUUCUCCCCUCAUGCCUUCUCCCCUCCAUGCCUUCUCCCUCCAUGCCUUCUCCCCUCCAUGCCUUCUCCCCUCCAUGCCUUCUCCCCUCCAUGCCUUCUCCCCUCCCUCCUUCUCCCCUCCAUGCCUUCUCCCCUCCAUGCCUUCUCCCCUCCAUGCCUUCUCCCCUCCCUGCCUUCUCCCCUCCCUGCCUUCUCCCCUCCAUGCCUUCUCCACUCCCUGCCUUCUCCCCUCCAUGCCUUCUCCCCUCCAUGCCUUCUCCCCUCCAUGCCUUCUCCCCUCCAUGCCUUCUCCCCUCCCUGCCUUCUCCCCUCCAUGCCUUCUCCCCUCCAUGCCUUCUCCCUCCAUGCCUUCUCCCCUCCAUGCCUUCUCCCCUCCAUGCCUUCUCCCCUCCAUGCCUUCUCCCCUCCCUGCCUUCUCCCCUCCAUGCCUUCUCCCCUCCCUUGCCAUUCUCCCCUCCAUGCCUUCUCCCCUCCAUGCCUUCUCCCCUCCAUGCCUUCUCCCCUCCAUGCCUUCUCCCCUCCAUGCCCUUCUCCCCUCCAUGCCUUCUCCCCUCCCUGCCUUCUCCCCUCCAUGCCUUCUCCCCUCCCUGCCUUCUCCCCUCCAUGCCUUCUCCCCUCCAUGCCUUCUCCCCUCCAUGCCUUCUCCCCUCCAUGCCUUCUCCCCUCCAUGCCUUCUCCCCUCCAUGCCUUCUCCCCUCCAUGCCUUCUCCCCUCCAUGCCUUCUCCCCUCCCUGCCUUCUCCCCUCCAUGCCUUCUCCCCUCCCUGCCUUCUCCCCUCCAUGCCUUCUCCCCUCCAUGCCUUCUUCCCCUCCAUGCCUUCUCCCCUCCAUGCCUUCUCCCCUCCAUGGCCUUCUCCCCUCCAUGCCUUCUCCCCUCCAUGCCUUCUCCCCUCCAUGCCUUCUCCCCUCCAUGCUUCUCCCCUCCAUGCCUUCUCCCCUCCAUGCCGUCUCCCCUCCAUGCCUUCUCCCCUCCAUGCCUUCUCCCCUCCAUGCCUUCUCCCCUCCAUGCCUUCUCCCCUCCAUGCCUUCUCCCCUCCAUGCCUUCUCCCCUCCCUGCCUUCUCCCCUCCAUGCCUUACUCCCCUCCAUGCCUUCUCCCCUUCAUGCCUUCUCCCCUCCAUGCCUUCUCCCUCCAUGCCUUCUCCCCUCCAUGCCUUCUCCCCUCCAUGCCUUCUCCCCUCCCUGCCUUCUCCCCUCAUGCCUUCUCCCCUCCCUGCCUUCUCCCCUCCAUGCCUUCUCCCCUCCAUGCCUUCUCCCCUCCCUGCCCUUCUCCCCUCCAUGCCUUCUCCCCUCCAUGCCUUCUCCCCUCCAUGCCUUCUCCUCCCCUCCAUGCCUUCUCCCCUCCAUGCCUUCUCCCCUCCAUGCCUUCUCCCCUCCAUGCCUUCUCCCUCCCAUGCCUUCUCCCCUCCAUGCCUUCUCCCUUCUCCCCUCCAUGCCUUCUCCCCUCCUGCCUUCUCCCCUCCAUGCCUUCUCCCCUCCAUGCCUUCUCCCCUCCAUGCCUUCUCCCCUCCAUGCCUUCUCCCCUCCAUGCCUUCUCCCUCCAUGCCUUCUCCCCUCCCUGCCUUCUCCCCUCCAUGCCUUCUCCCCUCCAUGCCUUCUCCCCUCCAUGCCUUCUCCCCUCCAUGCCUUCUCCCCUCCAUGCCUUCUCCCCUCCAUGCCUUCUCCCCUCCCUGCCUUCUCCCCUCCAUGCCUUCUCCCCUCCAUGCCUUCUCCCCUCCAUGCCUUCUCCCCUCCAUGCCUUCUCCCCUCCAUGCCUUCUCCCUCCCUGCCUUCUCUCCUCCAUGCCUUCUCCCCUCCAUGCCUUCUCCCCUCCAUGCCUUCUCCCCUCCAUGCCUUCUCCCCUCCAUGCCUUCUCCCCUCCAUGCCUUCUCCCCUCCAUGCCUUCUCCCCUCCAUGCCUUCUCCCCUCCAUGCCUUCUCCCCUCCAUGCCUUCUCCCCUCCAUGCCUUCUCCCCUCCAUGCCUUCUCCCCUCCAUGCCUUCUCCCCUCCAUUCCUUCUCUUGUCUGUGGCUUCUCUCCUCCAUGCGGCCAGCAGCGUUGGGGGGAAUCACAGCUGUGUGGUUCUCUGCUCCUCUGCUCCUUUGGCCUUUCCCCCUCCGUGUCUUUUCCUCCGUGCUCUCUUCUCCAUCAUCUCCUUUGCCUCUCCUUCCUCUCCUCUGCUGCUGUGAAAUGGGAAGAGGCAGGCACAGGGCUGAUGAGUGCAUAA